CAUAAUUCUUGUGUUUAUACUGUCAUCCAGUCAAAAAUGGCGGACACCAGUAACAGUACCUCACAAUCAUCUGGAUUUACAGAUAAAUUAAAAUCAUGGCUUUCCUGGUCAUGGACGUACAUAUGGGCUAUUUGGUUCGCCAUGGUCUUAGUUCUGAUCUACGUGCUGCGGAGCCCACUGAAGCUCCAGGAAACUCUUGCCACAGCUUCUGUCUUCCUGAACACACUGACGCCUAAAUUCUAUGUGGCACUCACUGGGACCUCGUCGCUUAUUUCUGGCCUCAUUUUGAUAUUUGAAUGGUGGUACUUCCGGAAGUACGGUACUUCAUUCAUUGAACAAGUGUCUGUAAGUCACUUGCGCCCUCUGCUGGGUGGUGUGGAGAACAGUAGUUCAGCCGGUCUGUUCUCCUCUGUGAAUGGAGACGCGGAACCAAGACCCAGCGUGUCGGAAUGCAAAGUGUGGAGGAACCCAUUAAAUUUAUUCAGAGGAUCAGAGUACAGCAGGUAUACCUGGGUGACAGGAAAGGAGCCGCUGACGUAUUACGACAUGAACCUGUCGGCACAGGACCACCAGACCUUCUUCACCUGCGACACGCAGCAGCUCAAGCCAGAGGACGCUGUGAUGCAGAAGGCGUGGAGGGAGAGGAACCCACAGGCGCGGAUCAAAGCUGCGUAUCAGGCCAUUGAGCUGAACAACGAGUGUGCCACAGCGUACGUUCUCCUGGCCGAGGAGGAAGCCACCACCAUCACAGAGGCCGAGAGGCUCUUCAGACAGGCUCUGAGGAGCGCCGGCAAGGACACCAACGUGCUGGUGUACAUCAAGCGCAGAUUAGCCAUGUGCGCUCGCAAGCUGGGGCGGGUCAAAGAGGCCGUGAAGAUGAUGAGAGACUUAAUGAAGGAAUUCCCGCUCCUGGGAAUGUUAAAUAUUCACGAAAACCUGCUGGAAGCCCUCUUAGAGAUGCAGGCGUACGCGGACGUGCAGGCGGUGCUGGCCAAAUAUGACGAUAUAAGCCUGCCGAAGUCUGCCACGAUAUGCUACACAUCGGCCCUGCUGAAAGCACGAGCUGUAUCAGACAAGUUCUCGCCGGAAGCGGCGUCGAGACGAGGCCUGAGCACGGCGGAGAUGAACGCGGUGGAGGCCAUCCACAGAGCGGUGGAGUUCAACCCGCAUGUGCCAAAGUAUUUAUUAGAAAUGAAGAGCCUGAUCCUGCCCCCGGAGCACAUCCUGAAGCGGGGGGACAGCGAGGCGGUGGCCUACGCCUUCUUCCACCUGCAGCACUGGAAGAGGGUGGAGGGGGCCUUAAACCUGCUGCACUGCACCUGGGAGGGAACCUUCCGGAUGAUUCCGUACCCUUUAGAAAAGGGACACCUGUUUUACCCAUAUCCUGGCUGCACAGAGACAGCAGACCGGGAGCUGCUGCCCUCGUUCCAUGAGGUGUCGGUGUACCCCAAAAAGGAGCUCCCCUUCUUCAUCCUCUUCACCGCGGGCCUCUGCUCCUUCACCGCCAUGCUGGCCAUGCUCACACACCAGUUCCCCGAGCUCAUGGGCGUCUUCGCCAAAGCCUUCUUCAGCACCCUGUUCGCCCCCCUGGGCUUCGUCAUGGACAAGAUGGAGAGCUUCAUGCCGUCCAGUUUCUGGCAUCAGCUGACUCGAAUCUGACCCCCCCCCCCAAGCCCCCUACCACCUCCACCCCAGUGCAUUCUGGGACCUCCGCCUGCCCUCGGAUCGAUGACGGGUUGCCACUUCUGUCUUCCCCCGAGUGAUACUGCACCCGGCGCUGCCCCAACACCACAUAAACACAUGAACCCAAAUGUACCCAAACACACCCAUGUCCCGCCAUCCCGCCAGCAACAACACAGGCCUUCUCCAGACAGGACAGGCACUUUUUGUUGUGUCAGAUUUUAAGGCAGAUUUAAAAUAUCAGGGGUAAAUCUUUUCUUUUUAAAAAAGCAGACAUUGCAAUUGAAUUGCAUCCGGAGACCCUAGAGAAAAUCGCGCAACUAGCAAAGACGUUUUAGCGCACUUUGGAGCAUGUGCAUUCGAAGUGUGAACAAACUAGCAAACUAAUGGUCCUCCGGCAGUUUGGAUUGGCUUGACGUCGCGUCAGCGUGGGAAUCGGGCUGGAAUGACGAUGUCGCUUCCGGUCGUGACGCAGGCCAAGAGGGCGGUGCGGCAGCAGCGGUGUGCAGGAGGCGUGAGCGAGCGCUGCCGUACCCACAGCGGUGCGGGAGGAGCAGAUAGCCACACGCGCGCUCUGAAUCUGCACGUCUCCAGCGCGGGUAGCGUGAGCGCGGGCGGCGUAGCGAGGCUUUGUGAGCCGGAGACGUCGUAGCUUUCAGCAGCCAGCGUAUAAUAGGAAGGAGGGCUGCGUACGGGGCCUCUGGAUGCCCUGCGUACUCCGUAUGCAGAGAAAAGCACCGAGUCAGGAGGAUAGUGGGAGACUGCUGGUGGGGAUUGAGGGUGUGUGUGCGUGUGAGAGUGUGUGCAUGUGUGUGUGCAUGAGUGUCUGUGUGAGAGUGUGCCUGCGUAUGUGUGUGUGUGUCUGUGUGUGUGGCAUCUCUCCUGUGUGCCUAUGUGUAUGUGUGUGUGUGUGUGUGUUUGAGUGUGUGUGUGGCCUCUCUCCUGUGUUUGUGUGAGUGUGUGUGCGUGAGUCAGGUUGGCUUCUGUCUUUCAUGCCUCCCCUGUUGCUGCGGCGACAGUCAGUGUCUCCCUCCUCUUCCUCUCCACCCCUCCGUUCCGUACCUGUGUCCUUCCUGCCGCCGCUGGGCCCCUGGCCUUGCGCAGAGAGCCGUGCAGAGUCCUGCUCUUAACUCACGCCGCCCGUGCUGUAGCGGGAGAAGAAGCGGCGCUGGUCUCUCCUGCAGGGCCCGCCCGGGGCCCGGACGAAGGGGCCGUGCUUUUCAGCGGGACGAGGCGGAAUGGCUGCCCCACCGAUUCGCCCCGGGCCCUUAUUCAUGGGGCGCACCGGGCCCUUAAUCAUGGGGUCGCUACCCACCCGCCGUUAGCUUCGUGAGUCCUGAGAAAAACACUGCUGAUUUACAGCCUCCCCUGCAGGCCCAGUGUAUAUACUGCUGUGUGUGUGUGUGUGUGUGUGUGUAUACUGCUGUGUGUGUGUGUGUGUGUGUGUGUGUAUACUGCUGUGUGUGUGUGUGUGUGUGUGUGUAUACUGCUGUGUGUGUGUGUGUGUGUGUGUGUGUGUAUACUGCUGUGUGUGUGUGUUUGUGUGUGUGUGUAUACUGCUGUGUGUGUGUGUGUGUGUGUAUACUGCUGUGUGUGUGUGUACACUGCUGUGUGUGUGUGUGUACACUGCUGUGUGUGUGUGUGUGUACACUGCUGUGUGCGUGUGUGUGUGUACACUGCUGUGUGUGUGUGUGUGUAUAUACACUGCUGUGUGUGUGUGUGUGUGUGUGUGUAUAUACUGCUUUGUGUGUGUGUGUACAUACACUGCUGUGUGUGUGCGUGUGUAUAUAGACUGCUGUGUGUGUGCGCGUGUAUAUACACUGCUGUGUGUGCAUGUCUGUGUGUGUGUGUGCAUGGGUGUGUAUCUGUGCAUGCGCUUGUGUGUGUGUGUGUGUGUGUGUGCAUGUAUGUGUGUCGGUAUGUGUAUGUGUGUCCGUGCGUGCAUGUGUGUGUGUGUCUGUGUGCGUGUGCAUGUGUGCAACUGCAGCCACCCUGCGGUGCCUCUCCUUGACGUCACGGCAACCACCUGCCUGCGCUGGCAUUGCACGAGAGCGUGAUCUGUGAGAGAUCACGAAGGAGGAGAGAGCACGAGAUGCAGGAGAGAUCCCUCGUAGAGUAGGUCAUGUGAUCUCUCAGGUCAUAAGUGGUCAUAUGUGAACCUGGUGUUAGUUUGACCUCUGGAGAUGCCUCUGAGAGAUCUUAACCCUGUGAAGAGCAGCUUUUUUCAAAUGUUUUUUCAGAAUUCGAAGUCAGUGUUCUAGAACUCCGUUGCUUUGCCUGUACUGAUUGUGACAUCGACCUUCUAAUUACAUAUUUAAUCUGAUCUGUAAUCUAACUCCUUAAAGGGAUAAUAUUGCGGGAAUUUUCACUACAUGACCUUUUUUCCACAAAAAGUUUACACAAGCCAAUCACUGUAGCACAAAAGGUUUAUGAUGUCACAUGACCUGUGAAUCAUCUCUGAGACGGCCGGGGUGUCCUCAGGGGAGGUGUCCUGUCUGGAGGAGCCCAUCCGAGGAGCGGGUGACUGACAGACCGCCGGGCCGAGGUCACAUGACCACCGCAAACGGGUUUAAACAGCGUGACAGGGCUGUGGUGGGAUGAGCGUGUGAUGCGUUGCCACGACACCCACAGCCCGGAAAGGGUGCGUGCGCAUGUCGCUGAACACAGAAGUGGCAGCCUUUUGCAGUGUCCGUCGGCUCAAAAUUCUCCCAGACACCGUUUCCCAGAAGGCCGAGCGGGGGGAGUUCGUGCAAACCCAAUCUUGUUCCCGUCUGUGUUAGAUGCCAUUCUUUUAUUUUUUUUUUGGUUUUGUAAUGCCGAGGAGGCUAGUUUUAUUUUUUUUGAAAGAUAUUGUUUGCUUGGCAGCUCAAAGUAAAUGUUUUUAAACAGCA
This is a messenger RNA of Anguilla rostrata (American eel), 4571 nucleotides long. RefSeq names its product suppression of tumorigenicity 7 like (gene st7l). Lineage: Eukaryota; Metazoa; Chordata; Actinopteri; Anguilliformes; Anguillidae. The transcript has 15 exons. Gene Ontology annotation, molecular function: protein binding. The coding region runs from base 37 to 1659 and encodes 540 amino acids. The record is from RefSeq and is a predicted model, not a curated record.